Molecule: messenger RNA, 2018 nt
Organism: Colletotrichum acutatum
Lineage: Eukaryota; Fungi; Ascomycota; Sordariomycetes; Glomerellales; Glomerellaceae
Exons: 1
Coding region: 197-1819 (540 amino acids)
Biological process (GO): positive regulation of transcription by RNA polymerase II
Cellular component (GO): nucleus
Molecular function (GO): zinc ion binding; DNA-binding transcription factor activity, RNA polymerase II-specific; RNA polymerase II cis-regulatory region sequence-specific DNA binding
Source: RefSeq, a predicted model, not a curated record
CCUCUCAACUCGAAGGAUCUCUUGCCCGGUUUCUGCUUCAGCAAUCGUGGUCUCGAAUCUAUUGCGAGAUCGUGGUGAUGACAAACACGGCUUAAUACAACCAAAGAAUUGAUCCGGUGUACCUAACUCCAGUGAAACCUGCACCACGCCUCAUCCACCCUACUACCAGUACUAAGAGGGAAUCAAGCAUCGCGCAAUGGCUCGCCUCUCCAAGCAAAAGGCAUGCAUAGCAUGCACAGAAUCCAAACGCCGCUGCGACAAAGGCCUACCAUCAUGUUCCCGCUGCGACGACCGCGACGUAGACUGCUACUACCCCGUCACAAAGCGACGCCGGCGGCCCGAGACCUUCAAGCCGCUGCCGUUCUCUGACCCACCGGCACCGGCUCCGGUAUCCCUCCAGCAGCAGCACUCCAUCCAGACAACGAUGCCAGACACACUCCUCUGGGACGCAUCCCCUCUAACAAACGGCAUCUGGAGCAUGCCCUGGUCAGACCUAGACUUCACCACCCCAAACCUCCACCUCUCGCCAACAACAGCCUUCUCCCUACCGCCACCAAAACCCGCAACAUUUCCGCAGCAGCCACAUCAUGAACCGUACAUCACCAAACCAGACUACCCCCGCCUCAAAUCCUCCGUAGCCGCCUCCCUCGCAGGAAGCCAGUGGUUCCUCGCCCCCCAAACAUGGAGGAUAGACCACUGGCCCGCGCCCCCGCGCGACGCCUACCCCGUCUCCGUCCUGACCAACUUCACCCGCGGCCUACAAGCCUGGGCCCGGCGGUGGGUGAUGGACGGCCACAACCCCUUUAUCCACCGGAGCCUCUACACUGAAGGGAAUCACUUCCCUUCGUGCGUCCAGGACGCCUUUGCUGCGGCGUCGGUGUACUUCCAUAAGACGUCUUUGAAUGAGGCAUUCGUUCAUCGAAUCUUGGAUGAACGGGUCACAGCCCUGCUGGCGAGUCAGCCUGUAGCAGAGGGUGACGACAACAUGUCUGCCCCGUUACUCGAGACGAGAGAUCAUCUAGCUCGCGUACAUGCCCUGUACAUCUACACCAUCAUCCGCCUCUUCGACGGCUCAGUAAGCCUACGUGCCGCCGCCGAGGAACACCUACCAACCCUAGAUCUCUGGUCAAAACAACUAUGGGAAUCUGCCCAAAGAGACGCCAACACUCUCUACAGGAGUCAAUGUCCCCCCUCAACAUGGCAGUGUCAAGCGCAAAGAGACUCGGACCUAGCAGACCAAGUCACAGCAAACACCAACGCCGCCAACGCCGUCAGACCAGGGAGAAACAAUAACAACGACAAACCCAACCACCCAAAAGAAGAAGUCUUCAACCGCGACCUCUGGACCUGGAACCUCUGGGUCCUCUCCGAAUCCGUCCGCCGCACCUGGAUCAUCGUCGUCUGCACCCUGGGCGUGUACAACGCCCUCAAGGGGAAAUGGGGCGAGUGCUCCGGCGGCGCCCUCUUCACCGCUCGCGCCGGACUAUGGGAUGCGCCUUCGGCUCCGCGAUGGGCGGCGCUGUGUCGGGAGACGUCCGGGAAGGGGGCCAGGACCGGGCGAGAUAGAGGCGGUACCGGUGCUGGGGUGGGCGCUGCUGACCGUCCGGGGGCGGAGUGCAGCGAUGGCGACGCCAAUGUUUGCGGUGAUCGGAAUCUCUUUGUGCCUUCGCUUGAUAGCGAUGCGUUGCUUCAUAAUGCGGCCGCGGCGGAUGUUGAUGAGUUUGCGAGGCACUUGUUCACGUGUAUCUGGGGUCUUGAUCGUGUUGAAGAUUGGGCGCUAAGGACAGCUUCAGAAGGCGAAGUGAGCUUGAUUUACUGAGGUUGAAUAUCAUGGCUUUAGGUGAGGGCGGUAUUGGUGUCGUCAGUACUAGUUAUAUCAUGCUUUUUCAACAAAAGGCCAUGGUUGAAAAGAGGAUACCAUGGGCAGCAUGCGCCAGACUUUAAGAAUCAUCACACACAUCAGUUGGUGCGAGAUCUGUUCAAAACACUUGCCUCGUACCACGGCUACUGGAACAUCA